Penicillium crustosum is the source of this 1599-nucleotide messenger RNA. Its product is annotated as Amino acid/polyamine transporter I. Gene Ontology annotation, biological process: transmembrane transport. Gene Ontology annotation, molecular function: transmembrane transporter activity. NCBI's taxonomy places the organism in Eukaryota, Fungi, Ascomycota, Eurotiomycetes, Eurotiales, Aspergillaceae. The record is from RefSeq and is a predicted model, not a curated record. The coding region runs from base 1 to 1599 and encodes 532 amino acids. The transcript is spliced from 2 exons. Gene Ontology annotation, cellular component: membrane.
AUGAACGAGGCCCCUCUCAAAGUCGAGAGGCCGCAAAGCGAUGAUGAGGCCCGCCUGGCAGCUCUGGGCCAGGAGCAAGCCAUGGGCCGCCACUUCAACGUCUGGUCCUUGAUCUUCCUCGCCUUCUGUACCAGCGUCACCUGGGAAGCCCUCACUUCCACCAUGGCCCAAUCCCUUCGGGCGGGUGGCAGUUCCAGCCUUGUGUGGGGGUUCGCCGCGGCAGCUAUCGGAGCCAUGGCUAUCGCCCUAUCUCUCAGCGAGUUCUCCAGCAUGGUUCCGACAGCCGGAGGACAAUACCACUACGUGGCUGCCCUUUCUCCACUCAAAUACAGACGGCUCUUUUCAUGGAUCGCCGGCUGGGCCACUAUCUGGAGUUGGCUUCUUUCUGCCCUGACGGGUACAUUCUCUAACGCCUUGCAGCUGCAGGCGUACAUUAUAUUGUUCGCUCCGAACUACGAAUAUCAGCGAUGGCACACAAGCUUGAUUGUCAUCGCUAUGACUACCUGCUUUUUUGGGCUUAAUGUCAUGGGUACUCGCUGGCUGCAUCGAUUGACUUUCCUGGGUAUCAUGCUGCACAUUUCUGGAUAUGUCACCAUCAUCGUGUACCUCUUGGUGAAGGUGCACCCGAAGAAUACGGCCACUUAUGUCUUCGCUGACCUAACUAAUCUGAGCGGGUGGAAAAGCGACGGGGUCUCGUGGUCAAUCGGUCUGAUGAGCUCUGCGGUGGCAUUUAUUAACUGGGACUCGGCCACGCAUAUGGCGGAGGAGAUGCAGAAUGCGUCAAGGGAUCUUCCACGAGUCCUCUAUGGCUGCGUUGCCCUCUCCGGUAUCCUUACCUUCCCUUGGGUAAUCGCCCUAGCCUUCUGCAUGACAGAUAUCGAGGCUGUGCUGAAUGGGCCGGUGGGAAGAAUCUGCCCGCUAGUGCAGCUCGUAUACAACGUUUCAGGCGGCAGUCAAUCCAUGACUCUUGGAAUCACCUGGUUCUUCCUCUUCCUGGGCUUCUUCAUCGGCGGUCCAGGGUGCAUGGCAGCAUCAUCCCGCGUCAUCUGGUCAUUCGCGCGAGAAGGUGGUCUCCCGGACUGCUUUUCGCGUGUCCACGGCCGACUUGAGGUUCCCGCCAACGCAUUGCUGCUGUCAUGGGCCGGGAUAUCCGGUCUAGCGCUUAUUUACAUUGGCAACGAGACCGCCUUUUACGGAAUUGCGUCCGGUGUGACUGUGGUGAUGAUUUUCUCGUACGCGUUGCCCAUCUUCCUCCGGAUUAUCUACGGCUUUGAGCACACAAAUUUGCAGCCCGGUCCUUUCACACUUGGUGCUUGGAGCAUGCCGAUUAAUGUCUUUGCCGCGUGCUGGUGUAUUUACCUUAUCAUCUUCCUUUGCUUCCCCUCUGUCGUUCCUGUCACGCCGGAAAAUAUGAACUAUGCACCUCUUAUCUUUGGGGCAAGUAUGUUGGUCGCCGCUGGGACUUGGUGGGUAUAUGGUAGUCGGCUUUAUCUCGGAGUUUUAUCCGAGGAAGUUAGCCUUAUUCAACCCGAGGAGAUAGUGGUGGAUCAGCAUAUUGAAGAUGAGAAGAAAGGGGGAGAUAGCUCUUUGGGUAUAUAG